AUGGCCUAUGACCCUGAUCCCGUGUCUCCCAACACCGGGCAUUUGGCGGCGGUGGAAGAGCGAAAGGUGAAGUCUCUGGUGGCGCUGCUGGUGGAGACCCAGAUGAAGAAGCUGGAGAUCAAACUGCGGCAUUUUGAGGAGCUGGAGACCAUCAUGGACCGCGAGAAAGAGGCGCUGGAGCAGCAGCGCCAGCAGCUUCUGACGGAGAGACAGAGCUUCCACACGGAGCAGCUGAAGCAGGCGGAGAUGAAGAUUCGCCAGCAGAGGGAGCAGCAAGGCUUCACCACGCCGCUUUCAGGUCAGUCUUUAACUAGCCGCGGAGGGCACAUGCCAGCUGGGGCCUCACGACCCUCAGGAGCGCCCAAUGGCACGUAUCCCACCCCUCAGCUCGAUGGCGUCACGGCGGCUCAGCCCCUCCCUCCCGCUUCAAGUCACGGCUGAACGGACGGACACUUAAAUGUGACGUGUGUGUGUGUGUGUGUGUGUGGGUCAAGAACGACAGCAUUGAUGGUCAGAACCUUCCCGAGUGCCCAUUUGCAAAGUUCAUCAAAAGUAUGUGAAAUAUUUGUGUAGCGUGUCCGAGUCGAGGAAUCUUCAGAUUUAACUCGGCUCAUUAAAGUUGUUUUUUUUAUAAUGAAACCAACUCGUCCGCCAGUCUAAUUAAUGCAAGGAUGCUCAAAGACUUAUGU
Molecule: messenger RNA, 689 nt
Organism: Entelurus aequoreus (snake pipefish)
Lineage: Eukaryota; Metazoa; Chordata; Actinopteri; Syngnathiformes; Syngnathidae
Product: SWI/SNF complex subunit SMARCC1-like
Exons: 5
Coding region: 1-441 (146 amino acids)
Biological process (GO): positive regulation of DNA-templated transcription
Cellular component (GO): npBAF complex; SWI/SNF complex; nBAF complex
Molecular function (GO): nucleosomal DNA binding; histone binding
Source: RefSeq, a predicted model, not a curated record